Messenger RNA from Microplitis demolitor, 1002 nucleotides. Its product is annotated as tRNA-uridine aminocarboxypropyltransferase 1. Lineage: Eukaryota; Metazoa; Arthropoda; Insecta; Hymenoptera; Braconidae. The record is from RefSeq and is a predicted model, not a curated record. Gene Ontology annotation, cellular component: nucleus. Bases 113 to 979 code for a protein of 288 amino acids. Gene Ontology annotation, molecular function: tRNA-uridine aminocarboxypropyltransferase activity. The transcript has 3 exons. Gene Ontology annotation, biological process: tRNA modification.
UGAAUGAAAAGCUAGUGUAUUGAAAAUAGAGUGGAAAAUAAUGAAAUAUAUAAAAAAAGUAGAAGUGGAAUGAGAAUGAGAUGGAAAUUGUAAGGUUAUAAUAAACAAUACAAUGACAGAAUCAGUAAAUAAAACAAAAGAAUCAGAUGAUUAUGAUAUUUUGGAAAAAAGACAACGUAUUAUUGAUAAAGCUCCAUUUGACCAUUUAAAGAUUGACGAUCCUAGUGUAUUGGAUAGUAUUCAAGGCAGAGAAAUAUGUGGAAAAUGUUAUAAAUCACGUAAAUUUUUUUGCUACACUUGCUACAAUCCUGUUAUCGACUCUAAAUAUUUUCCACGUGUCAAGUUACCAAUUAAAAUAGACAUUAUAAAACACCCAAAAGAAAUAGAAGGAAAAAGUACGGCCAUUCAUGCUGCUGUUUUAGCCCCAGAAGACGUAACUAUUUAUAUUUAUCCAGAUUUUCCAAGUUUUGAACCUAAUGACAAAGUAGUACUUAUAUUUCCGGGUAAAAAUGCUGUCAGUAUUGAUACCUUGUUAUCUAAUAGAUUAUAUGACAAAAAUAAUGAGGUUGAUAAAACGUCGUCAGUGGAUAUGAAUCAUAGUUACUAUCCAAUAACUCGAGCAAUAUUCAUCGAUAGUACAUGGCAACAAACUAAAUCUAUUUACAAGGAUUCGCGAUUACGAGCACUUCCUUGUUUAAUUUUCAAUUCAAGAAUAUCACAAUUUUGGAGGCACCAAAGAAAAAGUCCUCGGUGGUAUUUGGCGACAAUUGAGGCAAUUCAUACAUUUUUAGUUGAGUUACAUGAAAAAACAUACGGUACUGUAGAAAAUUAUAGCAAUUGUAAUCAAGAGAACAUAGGUAGUGAUAAAUAUUGUGGACAAUAUGAUAAUUUAUUGUACCUUUUUAAGUAUAUGUACAAUAAAAUACACACUAUUUAUGAUCAUGACCAAUUAAGAGCUUAUAAGAGACCGCUUAUAUAAAUAAAUUUUAAACAAACCCAUCA